This is a messenger RNA of Syzygium oleosum, 884 nucleotides long. RefSeq names its product ubiquitin-conjugating enzyme E2 10. The coding region runs from base 229 to 675 and encodes 148 amino acids. Gene Ontology annotation, biological process: protein polyubiquitination. Gene Ontology annotation, molecular function: ubiquitin conjugating enzyme activity. The transcript has 4 exons. NCBI's taxonomy places the organism in Eukaryota, Viridiplantae, Streptophyta, Magnoliopsida, Myrtales, Myrtaceae. Gene Ontology annotation, cellular component: nucleus. The record is from RefSeq and is a predicted model, not a curated record.
CGCCUCCUUCCUCUUCUCUCGCGCAGAAUCUCUCCAUCGCUCUUCGUCUUCCCUUCUCGUCCCCGCCGAUCUCUCUCUCUCUCUCUCUCUCUUUCGAUUUUCAGGUACGUUCGGCCGUCUCGUCGCUCGUGCUUGUUCGCCGCUUGUUUCGGCUCCGAUUGUGGUUCUCGGUUUCCCGGGAAUCGUCCGGCGCGUGUGGUUGAAUAAAAUCAGGCGAUCUCCGUUCCGAUGGCGUCCAAGAGGAUCCUGAAGGAGCUCAAGGAUUUGCAGAAGGAUCCCCCCACAUCUUGCAGCGCCGGUCCUGUUGCCGAAGACAUGUUUCACUGGCAAGCUACAAUUAUGGGUCCCCCUGAUAGCCCUUAUGCUGGGGGUGUUUUUCUUGUAACCAUACAUUUUCCUCCAGAUUAUCCAUUCAAGCCUCCAAAGGUGGCAUUCAGAACCAAGGUUUUCCAUCCAAAUAUUAACAGCAACGGGAGCAUUUGUCUUGAUAUUUUGAAGGAACAGUGGAGUCCUGCCUUGACCAUUUCCAAGGUGUUGCUUUCAAUCUGUUCUCUUUUGACGGAUCCGAACCCUGAUGAUCCUUUGGUACCGGAGAUAGCUCACAUGUACAAGACGGACAGGAACAAGUAUGAGACAACUGCAAGAAGCUGGACCCAGAAGUAUGCCAUGGGCUAAAUAAAAGCAAUCAUCAUUCGUAUGGGCGAAGGCCCCUCUUUCUCUUCAUUCUUGUCUAUGGAUGUAACAUUCGGAUGAUAUGCUUAAAUUGGAACUUAAGAACGAAGUGAUAGCAUUUUCUCAGUUAAAAGAAGAAACUCUUAUCUCAAUGUUAUAUUGUUUGUGCGAAGGGUGGUCCGUCGACCAUCGAAUAUGUCGAAAGCUUUGAA